UUGGGACUUGCUAAGCUCGAUUAAAUUCGCGUCCAUCGCGUUUUCUUUUCUCUCAAACAAUCAUGAGCACCGAGAGGCUCGAAAAACUCAUUAAUCAAUGCAAAAGCAUCGACGUUGACCAAAAGAUUGAUGCCGUUACAAAACUGCAGGCAGAGUUCGAGUCGGGCAUAGAAAUCACAGAACUAGAAUCAGUCAUCUCUACCCUCAAAGCAUGUCUUCGUAUCUCAAAUCAACAUCUAACGACCGCCACGCUCUCUGCCCUUCCUCCUCUAUUCCCCUUGAUAAUUUCGCGCAACAAUGUCGUCCCAAACGCAAACGCGCGCCCAUUAUCAGCAUCAUCCUCCACGUCGUCCACUCCCGGAACGUCUCAUGACUUAAUGGUCCUCCGCCAGAUUAUGAAUGCGUUUCUUCUCGCUCCUGGCGUCAUCGAGCGUCUCGGUGAUACCCGCGAAAGGGCUCGUGAUAAGGCGCGUGAAACACUGGUCAUCCUCGGCGGACUGGCAUUCAGGGCUCCAUCUGGUUCAAAGAUGAAGGAUAGCAACGGGGGUCCGGAAACGCCACUUACAAUAUUCGAACGUUUCCUCAGAGAUAGCGGCUUCAGAAGCAAGGUUGCCAGAGUCCGAGAACAAUCAUUACUAGUCCUCGUGCACAUCCGCCGAACCCACCAUCUUUUUCCUGUUCGACCAUACGUUUCAUCACUAGUAGACACGUUGGAAGACACGGAUGGUAAUGUUCGCGCAUGCGCAUCGCCUUCCGUUAUUGAGCUCUUCACUGGGCCGGGCAUGACGGACGCUGCUCGCUCAGACCUCAAGACAGAGCUGACAAAGAAGGGGGUACGCAAAGCGAUGGUUGAGAAUAUUCAGUCACAGCUCAUGUAUUCCAGUCGUGCUGCUGGGACAAGCACGCCCCAGAGCGAGGGUUCCGCGGGCAGUGGAGAGCCAAAGGAGGAGUACAUUCCUCCAAGCGUGAUGCUGCAACAGAGUCGCCGUCCAACGGUUGGCGCGGCAUCAGGAGCUACGCCCGGUAUCACGAGGGCAGUAAGUCAAGGAAAUGUGAGAGAGAUUCCGAGGCCACCAAGUCGAGCUGCAGUUGUCUCUCCGCCUUUGUCAUCACAACCGUCAAGCGAAGCAGCUAGUACGGUUGAACCUGCUUUUGUUGCAUCUAGCCGAGAUCUGGAAAAUGAAUUUCUAGCAUUUACAAAAUCAUUCGAGG
Suillus plorans is the source of this 1212-nucleotide messenger RNA. RefSeq lists its product as uncharacterized. The transcript has 5 exons. Lineage: Eukaryota; Fungi; Basidiomycota; Agaricomycetes; Boletales; Suillaceae. The record is from RefSeq and is a predicted model, not a curated record. The annotation marks the transcript as partial.